GCCGGAUGCCUGCCUGGAGCUCAACAGACAAAGACCAGAAGAUCACCAGGAUCUGUUGCUCCGACAGAUCUGUUGCUCCAUCACCGCCACCCUUACACGGAGCUUGUAACGUCUAUGUACACUAAGAGCAUAUGCACCAAGACAAAUUCCUUGUGUGUCCAAUCACACUUGGCCAAUAAAAAUUCUAUUCUAUUCUAUUGUAUUCCUCCCGCAUCUGGUUUCCUGAACAACAAUGGAGGAACUUCACGAAUCUCUGGAAGACGCUUUGUUAUUUGCCCUUGAUGACCUCUCUGGGGAAGAUUUCAAGAGGUUCAAGCAUAAACUCAGCUUUUCCUAUCUGGAGGAGAAGAAACCCAUCCCCUGGGCCAAGUUAAAGGAUGCCCACACGCUGGAUGUGUUGCAGCUUCUCUUGGAGGCCUUCGGAGAGCAGGGUGCGCAAGACACAACCGUUAAAGUCCUCCGUGCCAUCAACAUGCGAAAUUCCGCCUCCCGACUCCAAAAAUGGAAGUAUGAUGAUCUCAGGAAGAAAUAUAAGAGGCAUAUCCGAGAGGUUUUUCAAAAUCUUCCCCAACUUGGCCCGCACCCCAAUCGGAAGGUGACCCUCCAAGAGAACUAUGUAGAACUUCUUCUGAAGAGGAGACCAGAACUGCCCAAAAGAGGUCAUGAGAUGAUGGCUGCGGAAAGAAAGCACCAGGAGAUGAAGAACCAUCCAGAAGAUGGCCCAAAGGUUGAUCUGGAGAACUUAUUUCAUCCACAUCCUGAAGGAGAAAACUCAAAAACUGUCCUGUUGCUUGGACCUUCUGGGGUAGGUAAAACCUCAGCCACGUGGAAAUUCAUGUUGGACUGGGCAUCAGAUAAACUAUGGCCGACCAAGUUUGAUUAUGCCUUUUAUAUCUCUUGCAACACCCUCCGAUGUGGCACUAAACUUAUGAGUGCAAUGGAGAUGAUCUCCAACAGUUGUCCUCCAGGAAUGAUUUCCAUGGAGGACGUUUUGGCCAACCAAGACAACCUCCUCCUCAUUGUUGAUGGUUUUGAGGACUUGAAGUUCUCUGAUGUCCCAGCUGUUACGCUAGACAAGGAUCCGCAUCGAAAGCAGGAGGUGGUGAACCUGUUGAUAGGUCUGCUCAAGAAAAAGAUCUUCCCCAAGUGUCAUCUCCUGGUGACCGCAAGGCCCAUGGGUGUGAGCCCUCUGCUGAAGUGUCUGAGAUCGCCACUCUUGGUAGAUGUCUUGGGCUUUGACCUUCUUCGGAGGAAGGAAUAUUUCCACCGCUUCUUUCAAAAUAUGGAACAAGCCAACCAGAUCUUUGAACUGGUUCAAAGAAAUGAAGCUCUUCUCAGUAUGUGUUUCCUACCCGCAACCUGUUGGGUCAUUGGUUCCAUUUUCCAACAAAACCCACAGGCAGAACUUCUCCAAGAGAUCCCCGAAACGGCAACACUCACCGAAAUUCACCUGCGUCUCCUCUUGAGUUUCUUGGGUACCAAUUCCAGGCCAAGUCACCUGGAAGGCCUGUGCUCUUUAGCAAAAGACGGAAUACUCCACAGAACAAUGACCUUCCAUGAAGAAGAGCUAAAGGAACGUGGCUUGGAUUAUUGUUUGACUUCGGACUCUCCUUCUGCAAGCAGGAAAGUCUUCCACCAAGAUGUUCAGGUGGACACCUUGUACAGGUUCACCCACCUGAGUUUCCAGGAGUUUUUGGCAGCCUUGUUCUACCUGCUGGACACCGAGGAGACCACCGGAACACCUCACCGAGACCUGAGUGAGGUAUUUGGAGAUCAGAAGGAGUGCACCAGCAGGUACCUCGUGUUGAUCCGUUUUCUCUACGGCUUGUCCAACGUGGAAAGGAUGAGUUUCCUUCAAGAAUCGUGGUCCGUCAAGCUAUCCAGGACUAAAGUUUGGCCAGAAUUGCUAAGGUGGGUGGGUCAGGAAGCCAAAACUCACUCCUUUAAAAGGGAAGAGGCUCUGCUGGAAUUGUGUCAUUGUAUUUUUGACAUGAAGGACUCCGUCUUUGCCCAGAGAGCAAUGAAGGAUGUCCAUGACUUGGAUCUCAAAACACAACUUUUGACCAAGCUGGACUUCGAAGCUUUAUCCUUUUGCCUGUCAGCUGCUGAAGUUUUGAAUUCAGUCCGUCUCUCUGGCUGUGAGUUUGGACAUCAAAGAUUCCAGCAACUUUUGCCAGGAUUCCUGAAGUCUUCAGAGAUCCAGCUGAACCGCUGUAGCCUCUCUCCCAUUGCCUGCAAAGACUUGACUCCCGUCGCGAUGACCAACGCAAGACUGACCAGUCUGGACUUGGGUGAAAACCCCUUGGAGGAUUCCGGGGUCUCCUACUUGUGUGAAUGGCUGCUUCAGCCCACCUGCCCACUUCAAAGCCUCAGGCUGCCCUCCUGCAAUCUCACAGCUGCCGCCUGUCGGCCCCUUUCUCAAGUCCUCGAAUCUGGAUCUUCCCUUCUGGAGCUCAACCUGGGGGACAACCCUCUAGGUGACAGGGGAGCAAAGCUGCUGUGCCAAGGGCUGAAGCCCCCCUCUUCUCGGCUACAGAAACUCAUCUUACACUCCUGCGGCCUGACCGCCGGUGCCUGUGAAGACCUGGCCUCUGUCUUGGAAACCAGCGAGACCCUCUUGGAGCUGAACCUUGGCGAUAACAGCCUGGGAGACGAAGGGGUCAGGCAGCUGUGCCAAGGGUUGAGACAAAGGUGCUGCAAGCUUCAAAAGUUGAUACUUACAAUGAAAUCGUGCAACCGAAACACAAUGGGGAAAUUGCAGGCAGCUUGUGCGAGGCACCCUGGCUUAGUUCUGACUUCCUACUAUCCUCCGGAUUUUCCCCGCUUCCCAGGUACUGAAGAGUAAAAGUGGAGUUCACACCUGCUUUCCUGGUGCCCCUCAAAGGUUGGGAAUAUGGUGACACGGGUGGUAGGUGUGGAAACCUUCAAAGGCCAGCUCACCUUUUGCAUUACCUGUUGCGUCGCAAUCGUACAGCUGAUUCACAUGCCUGGUUAUGAGGUUCUGGGGGGCCCCCUGGGCUUGGCCAUGUGGAAGAUCUUCUCAACUGGAACUCCUCAAGAGGUUGAACGCCAUCUUUCAUAAUCCCCAACUAGCUUGUCAGAAGAAUAUUCUGGUCUGGUUUGAGCCAGGAUUCCUAUAAGAAUGCUACUGGAGUCACUGCUUGAAGAGGAAGAAGUUUGUUCAACAAAGAUGAUUAGAGGACUGGAGGCUAAAACUUAUGAAGAACGGUUACAGGAACAGGGUAUGCCUAGUUUAAUGAAAAGAAGGACUAGGGGAGACAUGAUAGCAGUCUUCCUAUAUCUCAGGGGUUGCCACAAAGAAGAGGGAGUCGGGCUUUUCUCCAAAGGACAAGAAGUUACGACAAGAAGCAAAGGAUUGAAACAAAUCAAACGCGUCCAGAAAUAUUUUACUAGAAGAGUUCUUCGCUCCUCCGAAAUCAACAAAAUACCUUAUACCACCAGGCUUGAAAUUCUGGGUUUAGAAAACUUAGAACUCCGCCAACUCCGACAUGAUCUGUGUUUAACACACAGAAUCAUCUAUUGUAAUAUCCUUCCUGUAAAAGACUACUUCAGCUUCAAUCGCAACAAUACAAGAGCAAACAAUAGAUUCAAACUUAAUGUCAACCGCUUCAAACUUGAUUGCAGAAAAUAUGACUUUUGUAACAGUUGUUAACGCUUGGAACUCAUUACCUGACUCCAUAGUCUCUACUCAAAACCCCAAAAUCUUCAACCAAAAACUGUCCACUAUUGACCUCACCCCAUUCCUAAGAGGACUAUAAGGGGCGUGCAUGAGAGCACAAAAGUGCCUACCGUUGCUGUCCUAUUGUUCUCUUCAUUAUAAUAUUAUAUGCAUACUUUUACUUUUACUUAUAUAUACUUUUUCUCUCAUGAUGAGUUAUUUUUAUGUUGAUGAUUAUAUAUACUGUUGUGACAAAAUAAAAUAAAAAAAAAAUCAAGGAGAGAUUCAACCUAGAACUAAGGAGGGAAUUUUCUGACACUGAGAACGGUUAACCAGUGGAACUGCCUGCCUCUAGAAGUUGUGGGUGCUCCAACACUGGAGGUUUUUAAAAAGAGAUUGGAUUUGUAUGAAAUGGUACUAUAGGGCAGUGGUGGGUUUCAAAUUUUUUACUACUGGUUCUGUGGGUGUGACUUGGUGGGCGUGGCAAGGCUUGGUGGGUGUGGCUUGGUGGGUGUGGCAGGGGAAGGAUACUGCAAAAUCCCCAUUUCCUCCCAAUCAGCUGGGACCUGGGAGGCAGAGAAUAGAGGGGGCAGGGCCAGUCAGAAUUUUUAUUACCGGUUCUCCAAACUACUCAAAAUUUCUGCUACCGGUUCUCCAGAACUGGUCAGAACCUGCUGAAACCCACCUCUGCUAUAGGGUCUCCUGCUUGAGCAGGGGGUUGGACUAGACGACCUCCAAGGUCCCUUCCAAUUCUGUUUGUCGUGUCCCACUUCUCCGCUGACGGCCGGGUUGGGGAAGUCCGUAUCAGGCGUGCCUCUACAGCUCUGCCAAAGUCCUAGCAAAGUCCUCAGGGCAGGCAGGAGACCAGAAAGUGACUUCAGCAAAAUAAGGUAGACUUUGCCUGACUCAGAGAAUGCCAGAAAGCAGAUCCUUUAUAUAGGCCAUGGGGUGUGGCUCCAUGACUCAGCACUUAUCCAGGCCUGCCCCUCCCUUCCUUCUGCUGACGCCGCCUAUCAAUUCUCCGGAAGCGAGGAUCUCUCCAGGCUCCAGCUGUUGGUAAUUGACAUUCCUCAGGCUCACAUGCUGUGGGGGAGGGGGAGCGGUCUAGUUGCUCCGUUUGCCUGGGCAUGGUGCCAGGGCUGGGGCCUGGAGGCAUGCCAGGAUAUUCCUCAGCGUUGGGAAGGAGAUAAGAGGGACCCGGCUGCGGGGAAAGCGAGCGAGACACAACACUGUUAUUUGAGAGCAUAGAAACAGCCCUUUGGGUAGCUACAAUUUUUGGGCAUAGAGGUUAGUAAUAUUUAUAAGAAAGUUGAUCCUUUGUGAGAGGUGUGUGAACGUGCCCUUUGUACUGCUUAAUUUGGUGGAUAUGCAGCCCCAGUAGGGCUGCCCUUAUCUUAGUUUGCAAAUAUCUUUUCUUUGGUAUGUGUCUAUAUGCUGAUUCUGGAAUGCUACAUCUGUAUGCUCAGGGAAAUUUGUAUUAUAAGGGAUUUUCCCUGUUUGCUAUUAUUUGCAUGAUUUAAUCAAUUCCAGCCUAGCUGUUAAUUAUCGACUAAAAUUAGUUAAAAAGUAGUUCAGCAUAUUGUCUUUUCAAUAUAGUUCCUGAAGAGUUGUUGGGUCAUCUCCAAAGACCAUCCCAUGAGCCACAUUGGCGCAGUGAUUAACUGCAUGGCCUAAAACAGAGCCAUGCAGUGGAGUACCCCAAGGCUCUGUUUUAGGCCCAGUACUCUUCAACAUCUUCAUCAAUGACUUGGACGAGGGGGUAGAUGCGGAACUCAUCAAAUUUGCCGAUGACACCAAGCUGGCAGGAAUAGCCAACACUCCAGAAGAUAGGCUCAAGUUACAGAAAGAUCUUGACAGACUUGAAUAUUGGGCGCUAUCUAACAAAAUGAAAUUCAACAGUGAAAAAAGUAAGGUUCUACAUUUAGGCCAAAAAAACAAAAUGCACAGGUACCGUAUAUGUGGUACCUUGCUCAAUAGUAGUAACUGUGAAAGGGAUCUUGGAGUCCUAGUGGACAACCAUUUAGAUAUGAGCCAGCAGUGUGCAGCAGCUGCUAAAAAAGCCAACACAGUUCUGGGCUGCAUAAACAGAGGGAUAGAAUCAAGAUCAUAUGAAGUGCUGAUACCACUUUAUAAUGCCUUGGUAAGGCCACACUUGGAAUAUUGCAUUCAGUUUUGGUAGCCACAAUGUAAAAAAGAUGUUGAGACUUUAGAAAUGGAGCAGAGAAGAGCAACAAAGAUGAUGAGGGGACUGGAGGUUAAAACAUAUGAAGAAUGGUUGCAAGAACUCAGUAUGCCUAGUUUAAUGAAAAGGACUAGGGGAGACAUGAUAGCAGUCUUCCAAUAUCUCAGGGGUUGCCACAAAGAAGAGGAAGUCGGGCUGUUCUCCAAAGCACCUGAGGGUAGAACAAGAAGCAAUGGGUGGAAACUAAUCAUGGAGAGAAGCAACUUAGAACUAAGGAGAAAUUUCCUGACAAUUAGAACAAUUAAUCAGUGGAACGACUUGCCUGCAGAAGUUGUGAAUGCUCCAACACUGGAAGUUUUUAAGAAGAGAUUGGACAACCAUUUGUCUGAAAUGGUGUAGGGUUUCCUGCCUGGGCAGGGGGUUGGACUAGAAGAACUCCAAGGUCCCUUCCAACUCUGUUGUUGUUGUUGUUGUUGUUGUUGUUGUUAUUAUUAUUAUUAUUAUUAUUUUAUUACUACUAUUAUUACAACGCAGUGCUGAAGGCUACUUCUGCUGACUGCUGGCUGCCUGCAAUUUGGCAGUUCAAAUCUGACCAGGCUCAAAGUUGACUCAGCCCUCCAUCCUUCCAAGGUGAGUAAAAUGAGGACCCAAACUGUUGGGGGCAAGAGGUUGACUCUGUAAACCGCUUAGAGAGGACUGGAAAGGACUGGAAAGCAGUGUAUAAGUGCUAUUGCUAUGUAGAAUACAUUGCAGCAGUCCAGCUUGGGGCUGCUCAAACCAUUAGUUACUCUUGCCAAGGUUCUUUGGACCAAUAGGGAUGAAGCUCGUGCACUAGCCAAAAUUACGAGGAGCCAUCUCACCCCAACAGCAUCAGCCUGCACCACUCUUUCCAGAGGAGGCAUGGCAUGGACUCCAUCAGUCAAGGAAUUCCGGCUGGCAGGUCAUGCAAACACCUCCAUUAUUACCUGAAUCAAUGUUUCUUAACGUCAGCAACUUUAAAAUGUGUGGACUACAACUCCCAGCUUGCUGGCUGGAGAAUUCUGGGAGUUGCCCACAUCUUAAAAGUUAGAAUAGAAUUCUUUAUUGGCCUAGUGUGAUUGGACACACAAGGCAUUUGUCUCCGGUGCAUAGGCUCUCAGUGUGCAUACAAGCAACAAGUGAUAACUCAUGAUCCCAGUCAUCAUAAAUAGAAUAGAAUAGAAUAGAAUAGAAUAGAAUAGAAUAGAAUAGAAUAGAAUAGAAUAGAAUAGAAUAGAAUAGAAUAGAAUUGAAUUUUAUUGGCCAAGUGUGAUUGGACACACAAGGAAUUUGUCUUGGUGCAUAUGCUCUCAGUGUACAUAAAAGAAAAGAUACGUUCAUCAAGGUACAACAUUUACAAGCAACAAGUUAUAGUCAUACAGUCAUAAGUGGAAAGAGAUUGGUGAUGGGAACUAUGAAACGAUUAAUAGUAGUGCAGAUUCAGUAAAUAGUCUGACAGUGUUGAGGGAAUUAUUUGUUUAGCAGAGUGAUGGCCUUCGGGAAAAAACUGUUCUUGUGUCUUGUUGUUCUGGUGUGCAGUGCUCUAUAGCGUCGUUUUGAGGGUAGGAGUUGAAACAGUUUAUGUCCAGGAUGCGAGGGAUCUGCAAAUAUUUUCACGGCCCUCUUCUUGAUUCGUGCAGUAUACAGGUCCUCAAUGGAAGGCAAGUUGGUAGCAAUUAUUUUUUCUGCAGUUCUAAUUAUCCUCUGAAGUCUGUGUUUUCUUGUUGGGUUGCAGAACCGAACCAGACAGUUAUAGAGGUGCAAAUGACAGACUCAAUAAUUCCUCUGUAGAAUUGGAUCAGCAGCUCCUUGGGCAGUUUGAGCUUACUGAGUUGGCGCAGAAAGAACAUUCUUUGUUGUCCUUUUUUAAUGAUGUUUUUGAUGUUAGCUGUCCAUUUGAGAUCUUGCGAUAUGAUAGAACCCAGAAAUUUGAAGGUUUCUACUGUUGAUACUGUGUUGUCAAGUAUUGUGAGAGGUGGAAGUAUGGAAGGGUUUUUCCUAAAGUCUACCACCAUUUCUACGGUUUUGAGUGUGUUCAGUUCCAGAUUGUUUUGGUUGCACCACAAGGCUAGUCGUUCGACCUCUCGUCUAUAUGCGGAUUCGUCAUUGUCUCGAAUGAGACCAAUCAAGAAUAGAAUAGAAUAAAGAAUAGAAUAGAAUAGAAUAGAAUAGAAUAGAAUAGAAUAGAAUAGAAUAGAAUAGAAUAGAAUUUUUUAUUGGCCAAGUGGGCGUGCAUAAGAUAUAAGAUAUAUAUAAGAUAUAAGAUAUUGUGCAUAAGAGCACAAUAGUGCCUACUGUUCCUGUCCUAUUGUUCCCUUCAUUAUAUCAAAUUAAUAUAGUUGAUGCAUUUUUUUACUUAUAUAUAUAUAUUUUAUUCAAGAUAUGUUGUUUUAUCUAUGACAAUUGUUUGUGUAUACUGUUG
Ahaetulla prasina is the source of this 8301-nucleotide messenger RNA. Its product is annotated as NACHT, LRR and PYD domains-containing protein 3-like. The transcript is spliced from 7 exons. The record is from RefSeq and is a predicted model, not a curated record. Bases 233 to 2845 code for a protein of 870 amino acids. NCBI's taxonomy places the organism in Eukaryota, Metazoa, Chordata, Lepidosauria, Squamata, Colubridae. Gene Ontology annotation, molecular function: protein binding. Gene Ontology annotation, cellular component: cytoplasm.